CCGCGAGAUCACGUGACUCGACUCUUCUCACUUCCUCAAAGUGUAAACAUUGGCGACCGCAGGCUGUGUUAAGUUACACUGCAAGUCAUGAGGGAUACACCGUGUACACACUAGUGGCAUUACAACAAUAUACAACGAUGGGAAGUUUGUACAAAGCUGGAUAGAAGAAGAAGAAGCUCCAAGCCUAUGUGUGUGUGUGCUCUGUGGGAAUGGGUUACAUUCCUCACUGGUCCAAAUGGAGAAUAAAGGGAGCGACGAGGUGGAAACAUUGAAGACAAAGUUCUUGUCUGUGUGGCACAAUGUGAAGUACAGUUGGGCUCUGAAACCAAAAACCUCAUUCAGUAGAAAUUCCCCGGUGCUUCUCCUUGGAAAAUGUUACCAUUUUAAGGUCGAAGAUGACGACACUGUUACAGACGCCUGCGACGAAGCCUCUGAUGAGGACUUCGUCAUGGGGAACGUGGACGCUUUCCGCAAGGAUUUUGCGUCCCGAGUUUGGCUCACCUACAGGGAGGAGUUGCCUCCACUGCCUGGCUCCACCCUGACCUCAGACUGCGGCUGGGGCUGCAUGCUGAGAGCCGGGCAGAUGAUGCUGGCUCAGGCGCUUAUUCUGCACUUCUUGGGCAGAGACUGGACCUGGUCGGAGGCGAUGGCGCUCCAGCCUUUAGACACAGAGACGUGGACUACCACUGCAGCCAAGCGUCUGGUGGCCUCUCUGGAGGCCUCUCUGCAAGGCUCCCCCGGGCCCUCCGAUAAUGGAUCACCACCCAUGUACCAAGCCCAGAACCCGGGAUCUGCAGAGGAGGCAGAUGCACAUUUGAAAGAGAUGUACCACCGCACUCUGGUAUCCUGGUUUGGGGACAGCCCCUCGGCUCAGUUCGGCCUCCACAGGCUGAUCCGCAUGGGCCUGUCAAUGGGGAAGCAGGCAGGAGACUGGUACGGGCCUGCUGUGGUGGCACACAUCCUCAAGAAAGCUGUCGGGGAGGCGAUGGACCCUGGCUUGGCGGGUAUAACUGCUUAUGUCUCCCAGGACUGCACAGUGUACAGCGCUGAUGUCAUCGAUAGCCACAGGGCACCAAGAGCAGGGCAGAACUCUGCCGAGAGAUCAGACGCCCCUCCUUCCCCACAGAGCGACCAACCAGUGUCGGCCUCCACCCCGUCAGACAGCCGAGGCGUCAUCAUCCUCGUCCCUGUGCGGCUGGGAGGAGAGAAGACAAACCCCGACUACUUUAACUUUGCAAAGAGCAUACUAAGUCUGGAGUACUGCAUAGGCAUCAUCGGAGGAAAGCCCAAACAGGCCUGCUACUUUGUAGGAUUUCAAGAUGACAGCUUGAUUUACAUGGACCCUCAUUACUGUCAGUCUUUUGUGGAUGUCAGCACCAGCGAUUUCCCUCUCCAGUCAUAUCAUUGCCCCUCACCAAAGAAGAUGCCUUUCAGCAAGAUGGACCCAAGCUGCACCAUAGGUUUCUACUCGAGAAGCGCUCAAGACUACGAGAGAAUCAGCCAAGAGCUGUCCAAGGUGCUGCAGCCGUCAGCGAAGGAGAAAUACCCCGCGUUCACUUUCGUGCAAGGUCACGGCAGAGAUUACGACCUGUCUGCGGGCCUGACCCCGGAGAAGAGAGAGUGGCCCUUCAUCCGUGACCCGCGGAGGACGGUCACCACUACCGGGGACUUUGUGCUGCUUUGACAGCACUGUUUAAAAGACUACCGACAGGGAACUUCUCUUCUCUUAAUGAAUCAAACUGCUUGAUAUCCAAAGCCUCGUGACACUGAAGGUUAUGGAACUUUUUUUAAACUACAGUUAAUACGUCCUGGAAACUUUGUCGCUCAGCAAUAUUUGCCAAAACUGUUUGUCGGACUUGUAUUUGUUCCUCAGAAAUGAUAGCUUGCUGAACAUUUUGUCAGAAAGCUUUUGGUGCUCUGCUUAAUUUAGUGACCUAAAAUGUUUUAUACAUUCAUCUUAAGAAGAGGGAACAUCUAGGCUGACACUAUUCAUUGUGCACCAUUAUUUGUGAUUUUUAUGGACUUGAGACAAGCUGUUGAUAGCGAGUAUAUCAACAUGUCAGGUUUUGGGAGAUUUGGUGAAGGUUUUUUUUUGUACCGUACAUUAUGUUGAAGAAGUCCAAUAAUGAUGAUAAGGUCCAGUUCAGCACUACAUCAUGUUACAGUGUCCUAGUAACCGUGACUAAAAUCAGGCUCACUUUAAAAUCCUUUCACAGGGCUACAGUUAUCUGCAGUGUUUAGACAGCGUUUUCUUAAGUGUGGUUAGCACUGGGCUAAGAGGAGUAUUGUAAAAAGCCUUAAUUAAUAUGUGCCAAGGGCUCCCUGAAGAUGAAGCUAAGUAACUUUUCCAAACUUCUCUGCCAAAAAAACAUCAAACAGGAUGAAUUCUUCACCCGUCUGAAACACCUCGACAACCAACAUGCUCUGAUGGUGUUGUAUGAUGAUAUGAUUGUUUGCUUGCCUUGUAUGUGGUAUUCAUUUUGACUGCAUCACAGUGCAAGUGACCAGGGGAGACAGCAGAGUUUGUUGUCAAAGGGAUUAAUGUCGUGUGCCAUAUCUCAAUAAGCACCAUCUGUUAUGAAUUACCCUUUAAAAUAGAAUUCUUUAUUUACUGUAGUUGUCUUACACACACUGAAGUCAAAACAUGAAUUAACAUACUGUAUAGUAAAUAUACUGUAUGGUAUAGUUGAAUUCAUUUGGAGUAGCAAUAAAGAAAUCAGAGAGGCAUACUAUAUCAGCUUUCCAAAUCAAUAUUAUUUGUAUCUGCUGCUGUGUAAUUAACAAUUUGGGCCAACUAUUUCAAAAGGUUUUAAUCAUUUCAAAGGAUUUUCUAACAUUUCCGUAACGUUUCUUAAUAUUUAUUCCUACUUUUGAUUGUUUUUUCCUCGAUUCUAAUCUCCAGCAGUGAGUGACUAAAUUAUCUAUUACUGUUCUUACAAAACACCUUUAUAGUAUCUGCACGUUAAAAAACUAAAAGUGAAGAAGUACGCUAGAGCACACGCUAGGUUGUGAAACUUGAUCAUGCACUUUGAUUUAUCACUUCAAAAAAGACUGAAGUAUUCCGACUGUUGAAUCUGUUACAUGUGCUUUCCUGCAUUACAACACCUGCAUGUCUGUUUGCAUAAAUUGAACUUACAAAAUGUAUAAUAAAAUGUUUUUUAACACUGCCAGGCAAAGUUGAAUAAAGACAAAAUAUUUGACUUUCUUAA
Messenger RNA from Sebastes umbrosus (honeycomb rockfish), 3209 nucleotides. It is a transcript of the gene atg4c, whose product is annotated as autophagy related 4C, cysteine peptidase. NCBI's taxonomy places the organism in Eukaryota, Metazoa, Chordata, Actinopteri, Perciformes, Sebastidae. The transcript is spliced from 11 exons. The record is from RefSeq and is a predicted model, not a curated record. Gene Ontology annotation, molecular function: protein-phosphatidylethanolamide deconjugating activity. Bases 236 to 1684 code for a protein of 482 amino acids.